UAUAUAGUACGGCAGUGAUCCAGCGGACGCGAGCGAGCGAGAGAGCGAGCCGAGGCAGAGGCACAAAAAGCGGAGCGUCGUUGGCUUGUUAUAUAUACCGCUGGCCGUGCUGUGCGUGCACUCGCUGCAGCAGCCUGUGCCCCGGCGUCAUCCGACAAACUGCUCUUCGCGGCCUGCAUAUACGACAUCCUAUCCUAUAAGCGCUCGGCUACUUUUCAACAACAAAUAAGAAAACGACAGUGAAUCGGUGUUUUUUCCUGCUCAGCUGGACUGGCAGAGUCAACGGGCCAGUCAGUAACUUAGUCAUCGCUAACAGCGAAUUAUAGUCGACGUUGCAGAGAGACACCAGCAAAACGAGCACGCGCCAUACAACUCCAGCUAUCUCUCUAUAUCAGUAUCUCUCUCUCUCUACAUUUGUGUGUAUAUAUACACACACGCGCGCACACAUACACACACACACGUAGCCUGGCGUAUAUAUACAUGUAUAGUGUACACACGAGUGAUAUAUAGGUGUAUACAUAUAGAUAUACUUGGCUGAGUGAGUACACACAGGUUACAGUCGUGCAGGCAGCAGCAGCAGCAGCAGUAGUAGCAGCAGCAGCAGUAGCAGCAAUAGCAGGGACCAGUGAUCCCGAAACGUGAGGCGCUCGUCGUGUAUAUAGUUACUUGGUGAUGUGCCGUGGCUGGUGUGCGUGCGAAUCGGUGUUUUUUAUUAGUCAUUAGUGCGUGUGCGCCGCGCGCGCGUGUGCAUAUAUUUUUCGCGUGUGGCCAACCAAGUGUCGGUGACUGCUCCAGUCUCGAUUCCACGGCUGUGCUGUAAGCUGCUAUAUAUACUAGAGAUAUACUGCUGCGUCGUCGUCGUCGUCGUCGUCGUCGUCGUGCAGACGGUCCGUCGUACUUAGUGCCGUGUGUGCGGUUAAUGCAGCCGCUGCUCUACGUGCAGUCCCUGUCGCCCCGCGAAGCUGGCGAUUGUUAUUGUUACUUGUGUUGAUAUACAUACAUCUCCCAGUGUUUUGCUGCUGCAGCAACAUAACGCGACGCUACGGUAAAAGGACCGUCUCGUCAUCAUCAUGGCGAACCCGCGUAAAUUCAGCGAAAAAAUCGCCCUGCUCAAUCAGAAGCAGGCGGAAGAGACGGCCAGGUUCGAGGCCAUCAUGCGAGAGGUCUCCGACGUUACGAGCCGGACGGCGUUGAGCAAUCUGGAAGAAAUGCAACAAAAUCAGGGAGGCUACCGGAACCAACAGCAGCAGCAGCAGCAGCCGCAACAAAUUCAGGUUGGGCAAGUACAAGCGCAACAGCAAAAUCAGCAACAACCCGAACGAGGCCGCAGCAUGGGUGUCGGUCCUAUGAGGAAGCCCGUCGAACGCCGUCACGACACAUCGCCCUACAGCGGAGUGCCGUACCUGUCGCCGCCGCUGCCGGAGAACUGGAGACGCACUAUAUCAGACUCGGCGCUGCAUCAGAGCGCUAACGAAGCCUGCCUCCAAAACACCACCGGCAUCCAACAUCGUAGAGGUAGCGAUACCUAUCAACGUACACACGGAGGCUCGACCAGUGAUAAUCGAGAGUCUCAUCACACUUUUAUUGAAAGACCCCGAUCAUCGUGCGAUAUGCCAAGAGUUCCCGGUAUCAACGUUUAUCCCAGUUCUCAGCCGCCAGGGCAGCAAAUUCCCAUUGGCAAUAAUACGGGCUCGUUACCGGACCUGAGCAACAUGCACUUUGCCGCGCCACUACACACACCUCUCGAUCAAGAGGAUCACUCCAGUGGCUCGCAAUACAGCAACAGUCCUCAAACCGGCAGCCCCACGACUCUGUCGCCGACGAGCUUGGCCCAAGCCAAGCAAAGGCUAUCUUUAACGCAGGAACACAGCUCGUCAAGCGCCCAACAGGGUUUAACGAUGGAUGGUAACCAAAGUAACACACAGUUACACACACAGUCCCAAGCACAGAGUAUACCUGGUUCGACGUCGCCUGGAAUGCAGCAACAAAUGGCUCACAGUCCUGGUCAUUACGUCUACCAGCAGCCGUGUAGUCCCAUUCAAGCUGGGAGUCCAAAUCCAACGCAAACGCAAAUGAUUCAACAAAACAUGCAACAGACCACUCAACAGUUUAAUACGCUCACUUAUAGAACGUCGCAAUCAAUCAAUCGGCCUUCUCCGCAAUCGUCGCCUAGUCUCACUUUUCAGGGAAGUCCAUUGAGUUACAGCAACAAUCCCUCGGCACCUUCGAGUCCCACGAGUCAUCAAGGGCCGCCCACGCUUUCACUCGACCCAAGUGAGCAGAAUCUCUACAGUCAAGUCCACGCUGAUUUCGAACAUUUCAGCAUGGGCGCGAUGAUGGACUCACCAUCCACUACAAUAGCUCCUUAUAUGAAUUCACCUAGCCACUCUGGCACUUAUACUACUCAGAGCGAUAUCUUAAGUGUGGCAAGUGAGCUCGGCAGUGGUGAUGGUGGCUAUUUUAGUGCAAGUCCUCUUCAGCAGUUGGCAUAUAAUACAAGAACACCUACAACAACACAACAACUAACACCUCAAACUCCUAAUACACCAACAAUUACACUCACAGAUUGUUCUUUGGGUUCAGACGAUCUGGUUAAUGCAGACUUUACAAAAGACUUUGUUCCAACUAUGGCAUCUUUUGGUCAGGAUCUUUUUGGCCCUGAUGAUCAACUAGCUCAAGAUCUGAACUCGUUACACCAUGAAGAUCUCACUGCCCUUAGAUCAGGUUUAGAUCCAAUUGAUUUAGAAGACCUGCAUAGGCUUACAAAUCCUGAAAUGGUAAUGUCAGAUCCAACGACAGAAGCUGACUUUCGAUUAGAACAGCACUAAUUGCUAUCUAUCAAGUAUCAAUGAUGAGUAAUCAUUUUUACUCUAAAAAUACCUACCAUUUACAAGUAUGUAGAUAUUUCUGCUCGCAUGUAGAUAUUUCCAUUCUGUCUGUAUCUAUAUAAGACAAGCGCAUAGCUCGUUUUGUCUUUUUUCUCUCUUCUUCUAUUUUAUCCUCUCAAACUUACGUGUAUACAAAUGACUGUCGCUUAAUUUUAUAUUUUUAAAAUUUUAAAUAUAUAUCUACUGCUGGACAUGCCGUGCUACAAUUAGAGGUGAAAAUAUUGUAUAAAUUGACAAUGAUGAACUUAAUUAAAGUCUCCAAACGAAGCACUUAGUGGUAAUAUGUAAUAAUUAUGCAGUAAGUGUGAAGGUGACAAAUUUUAUUACUCAAUUUUUUUAUUUUAUACUACUUUAUACAUUGUAAUAAGUUAUUUCAAUAUAUAAUGAUAAAAGGUACCUACAAAUACAUGUUUUAAAUGAAUUAGACGUGAAGAUAUACAUAGUCAUUACUUAUAAAUAUUACUAUUUCGAUGAUUAAUAUUAUGAAAUGAUCUCUGAAAAGCACAAAAUAAAUCAUUUAUCAGUUAUUUGUAAAAAAAACGGUUAAAGAAAAAUUUUAAAGAAUUUUGUCAGAAUAGCUAUUUUAGAAUCUAAUAUUAAUUACAAUAUUAAUAAAAAUGACUACAACUGUGAAACAGAAUUUAAUAAACUGAAAAAAAAUUUGAGCCAAAUAUACCAAAUUCCAAAUUUUAACAAAUUUGAUUGAAAAUUAAAAGUAUAAAUAGCAUUUUGAAUUGGAAAUGAUAUUAAGUUCUAAGAACGAUUUUUAUUUGAUUAGAUACCUCAGUUUUGAAAAUAUCGACUCCGUCAUUGUUUCAAAGGUGGAUCAUUUUUUACAUUAAAUACAGAUUCGCCGAAAUGAUCUCCUUUUUUUGAUGUUGGUCUUCAUUUUAAUUUGAUACAUUUAUUUCUUAAAUUAAUGUUCAUCUCUGGAACAUCAAUGUUCUAAUUUUAUAUCCUUGAAUAUAUAAUUGAAUAAUUUCAACAUUCUUUUACUUAAAAAUAUUUUGAUUAAAUUUUUUUGUCUCAUUUAACGGAAGCUCGUGAAAAAGCACACGCACACUUUGGCCACAAAAAUGAAGAAAAUAAAAGUUAACUUGGUAUGAGAAUAAGCAUGAAACAUUACGCUAACUAAUGAAAUGUAAUAUAUUAAAAAAAAAGGAUAAACAAGCAGUAUAUGUUCCCUUGUGCUCGCAUGGCCUCCAUGGUUGUCAAUUGUUUUUUGAAAGUAAUUUUAAUAAUAAUAAAAAUGUUGAUACAUAUUGUAACUGAAAAUACCCUUCUAGGCUCAAUCGAUCAUACGAAAAUAAUUGUGUAUAGAAACAAUAAUAUUUAAGAAACGUAUUUUAUAAGCGAAUUCGCAAUCGUCAUGAUCAUAAUUAAUAAUGCAUAUUGCUACAUUUUAAAAUUGGAUUAAAGAAACAUUCGUAUGUUGUACAUAACUCAUAUUAAACAAUUCGUAUUACAUAUUAUGCAUUGUUAUCGAUUAUGCCAUGUAAUACAUGUAUUAUGCAUUGUGUAUUCCUUGCAUGAGUCUUCAUAAAAAAUUGCUCUGUUAAAUUGUUCUGUCAUUGAGAAAUUGUGAAAAUGGCCAAAAAAGGUCUCAGAUGCAUAAAAGUUGACGUAAUAAUGAUUGAUGUCUUACCGACUUUUUAGAAUUAUAUAUAUUGUUAAUAAGAAUUUGAAAAUCUGGUGUCAUCAGUGCGAUUUGAAAAUUUUAUGUAAAUGUUGAAAAGAAACGAUAUAUCCACUAGUUGCAUUAAAUUUUGCAAUCGGUGAAAAAUAUUUGUAUUUUAUCUUAUUUUAUCUUACUGCAAUUUUUGGGUAAAUCUCAUCGGUAAAAAUUUUCACUCUUAAGCAAGCCGUUUAUCCAGUGUUCAUAAAUAUUGACGAUCGCUAAAAGUAAAGUAAUCGACUAUGCAAUGUAAAUGUGAACUAUUAAAAUAAUUGAGUAGUUUUGAAAAAACGGCACGAUGGACCAAAAAUACGAAAUACGUGCAUAAUUUGUACUAUGAAAAACUUCGUGAAUAAGUUAAAUUUUUUGUAUUUGUUGAAUUUAAAUCGAAAAAAAUCAUUUUAAAUUAGAUAAAUAAUCGUUGAUACGUAAGAUGUAUUUGUUAGUUGUUAACGAAGAGAAGAAAUAUUGUUAUAUUUUAGUGUGAAAAGUAAAGUUAUUAAUGUGAUCUGAUCAAAAGAGAAUUCAUAUAUUAUAAAAGAGCGAUCAACAGAGCGCAGCAAGUAUGUGCCAAAUCGCAAAACCGUCGAUUAUUAAUGAAACAAAAGAAAAAGAAACAUUUGUUUAUCAUUUAUAAAUAGAUAGGCAGUGUAUUUCGAAUACCUACCAUAAUAAUUAUUAUGAUACUUAAAUCGAUGAAACAUUAAAACAAGACGCUAAGGGUGAAAUGAAAACAUAAACUAUAUUAAAUACACUAAACAAUUUUGAAUAUUUAAAAUAUUAUUUAUACUAUAUAAGAAUUUGAAUAUGGCCGUCUCAUUCAGUAAUGUGCAAUCGUUUAGUACAUAUAUCGUUUCAAUUUAAAAGGUAAUGUGGAAUAUAGUGACAGUAGAGUCAAUUUACUCCAGUAACUUUGACUGAGUCGCAGUGCCCAGAUUAAAUAGAUACACAAAGCAAAAACAAAAAUUGAAACUUAUAGAAAAUGAAUUAAAGAAGAAUAAAUCUAAUUAGUCCUACAAUUAAUAAUGAUGUGAAGGCAGAAAAACUAAAAUUAUGAAUUACAUAAAAUUAGUAACUUUUUUCUAUUGUCUAGUACUUAAACAAUAGUCAUAAAUAAGAAUAUACAUAUAAAUCAUUAUAUCUAAUUGUAUCAUACAAUUAGAGACAUGCUCGCACAUAUGCAUGCACGCCAUAGCACAUCGUUACAUGGUUACAUCUCAAUAACUUCUGUUUUCUCAUAAAAAGAUUAAGAUUAUUGGUUAUAAUUAUUGAACAUGUAUAGAUAUAAAUUUAAUGCUGUGGCUCUUGUAGCCAAAGUUGUUACAUUUUAUCAUUCUAUUAUUAAAUUAUAGUAUAUAUCCAAAUUUAUAUACUGAAUACGACCAGUUUCAUUUUCAUGAAUGACUCUUCUACGUAUUUAUGUUCAAGUAUCCAAUGUGACAAGCUUUUUUAAAUGAACUGUAUGAAAGUUUUAAGUUUUUAGAUUAAUUUUAUGGACUUUUAUUAUCUGAUACGAUAUCAUCUCUUCUCUACCUGAUAAUUACAAUUAUAAUUAUGAUAAUUAUUAUUACUAUUAUUAAGUGGGUGUGAGCGAGAGAAAAAGAUUGAAGUGAUAUGACAACAUGAUGGUUUUUGUAAAUGAAUGUGUGUGCGAUAAAGAAAAAAUAACAACAUUUUACAUUAA
Molecule: messenger RNA, 6247 nt
Organism: Trichogramma pretiosum
Lineage: Eukaryota; Metazoa; Arthropoda; Insecta; Hymenoptera; Trichogrammatidae
Gene: Crtc
Product: CREB-regulated transcription coactivator 1-like
Exons: 12
Coding region: 1071-2828 (585 amino acids)
Biological process (GO): positive regulation of transcription by RNA polymerase II; protein homotetramerization
Cellular component (GO): nucleus; cytoplasm
Molecular function (GO): cAMP response element binding protein binding
Source: RefSeq, a predicted model, not a curated record